UCUCCUGCCUCAGCCUCCCGAGUAGCUGGGACUACAGGCGCCCGCCACCAUGCCCGGCUGAUUUUUUGUAUUUUUUGUAGUGAUGGGAUUUCACUGUGUUAGCCAGGAUGGUCUUGAUCUCCUGACCUCGUGAUCCACCUGCCUCGGCCUCCCAAAGUGCUGGGAUUACAGGCGUGAGCCGCCGCGCCCGGCCAGUCUUUUUUUUUUUUUGAGACAGAGUUUCGCUCUUGUCGCCCAGGCUGGAGUGCAGUGGCACGAUCUCGGCUAACUGCAACCUCCGCCAGGUUCAAGAGAUUCUCCUGCCUCAACCUCCCCAGUAGCUGGGAUUACAGGCGCCCGCCACCACACCCGUCUAAUUUUUUGUAUUUUUAGUAGAGACGGGGUUUCGCCACGUUGAGCAGGCUGGUCUCGAACUCCUGACAUCAGGUGAUCCGCCCGCUUCAGCUUCCCAAAGUGCUGGGAUUACAGGCGUGAGCCACGGCGCCCGGCCAAAAAAAAAAAAUUUUUUUUUUUUUUUGAGAUAUUUUUUCACUCUUGUUGCCCAGGCUGGAGUGCAGUGGCGUGAUCUCGGCUCGGCCUCCCAAAGUCCUGGGAUUACAGGCGUGAGCCACCGCGCCCGACCCAAAAAAAUUUUUUUAAAAGAAAAGGGAAACAAAACAGUCUCCUACACCUUCGGACCACUCACAAGAACGAUGGCACCGCCCUCCUCUCCGCCCCUCACCAACAUGGCCGCCCCCAAGGGAGUGGGCGGGUCUGCGGGGCGGAAGUGACGCACGAGCGGAAAGUCCGUCCUGCCGCUUGGCCGCGGGGCGCCUGGCUCAGCGGCUUCUGCGGGCUUCGAGGAGCGGAAUGUUGCGGGCUGGGUGGCUCCGGGGCGCCGCGGCGCUGGCGCUGCUGCUGGCGGCCCGAGUGGUGGCGGCGUUCGAGCCCAUCACCGUGGGCCUAGCCAUCGGGGCCGCGUCGGCCAUCACCGGCUACCUGUCCUACAAUGACAUCUACUGCCGCUUCGCCGAGUGCUGCCGCGAGGAGCGGCCGCUCAACGCUUCGGCUCUCAAGCUGGAUUUGGAGGAGAAGCUGUUUGGACAGCAUCUAGCCACGGAAGUGAUUUUCAAGGCGCUGACUGGCUUCAGGAACAACAAAAAUCCCAAGAAACCACUGACCCUUUCCUUACACGGCUGGGCUGGCACAGGCAAGAAUUUUGUCAGUCAAAUUGUGGCUGAAAAUCUUCACCCAAAAGGUCUGAAGAGUAACUUUGUCCACCUGUUUGUAUCGACUCUGCACUUCCCUCAUGAGCAGAAGAUAAAACUGUACCAGGACCAGUUACAGAAGUGGAUCCGCGGUAAUGUGAGUGCAUGUGCGAACUCUGUUUUCAUAUUUGACGAGAUGGAUAAAUUGCACCCCGGGAUCAUUGACGCAAUCAAGCCGUUUCUAGACUACUACGAGCAGGUUGACGGAGUGUCUUACCGCAAAGCCAUCUUCAUCUUUCUCAGCAAUGCAGGCGGGGACCUUAUAACUAAGACGGCUCUUGACUUUUGGCGGGCCGGAAGAAAGAGGGAAGACAUUCAGCUGAAGGACCUGGAACCUGUACUGUCUGUCGGAGUCUUCAAUAAUAAACACAGUGGCCUGUGGCACAGUGGACUGAUCGACAAAAACCUCAUUGAUUACUUUAUCCCCUUCCUGCCUUUGGAGUACAGACAUGUGAAAAUGUGUGUGAGGGCCGAGAUGAGGGCCCGUGGUUCUGCUAUAGAUGAAGACAUUGUCACAAGAGUGGCAGAGGAAAUGACGUUUUUCCCCAGAGACGAGAAAAUCUACUCAGACAAGGGCUGCAAGACUGUGCAGUCGCGGCUGGAUUUCCACUGAGCUCCUAUCCGUAUGGGGUAGGAGACAGCUGGGAGGCUCCGCACACCAGAGGCCUUGCCUUUCAGAAGAACCCUGAAGACCGCUUUGGGGUUUUGCCUGUUUGCACCUUAGACUUUUGGGAUAUAGAAUCUUUUUUUUGAGAAGAGGUCUCACUCCGUCAUCCAAGCUGGAGUGCAGUGGUGCAAUCCUCAACUCACUGCAACCUCCGCUCCUGGUUUGAGUGAUUCUCAUGCCUCAGCCUCCCGAGUAGCUGGGAUUACAGGCAUGAGCCACUGUGCCCAGCUGGGAUAUAGAAUCACUGUGGAAAACACGUGAAUCUAUUGCGUGCAUUUGUCAUUUAGCAAGAUGGCAGCAGUCCAGCUGUCCUUUGCAGCUGGAGAUGAACUUUUUAAAAUCCCCUUCACACUUAAUGUACUGACCGUGACAGAAGUACCUGAAAACAGCUGUGCGCGGCAGGCCCGGCAAUAGCUUCUGACCCACAGCACCCGCGCCUCAGAAGCUACGGUCACAACUAAAGGAGUCCAGGGACUUGCUGCAGGCUGGGGGGCAGUGGGUGGUUCUCACCAGCAGGCUGGGGGGCACUGGGUGGUUCUCACCAGCAGGCUGGGGGGCACUGGGUGGUUCUCACCAGCAGGCUGCGGGGCACUGUGUUCUCAUUAGCCAAAAACAUCCUUUUGCUCUGUCUCGUUCUUUACAGAGAGUUCACUGAGUUGAAGUAUACUCAGUUAAAAUCGGGGGUGGAGGUGCAGACGGUGUCUGACGGGAGGAUGUGGCCGUGCCCGCUGAGCACUCUUGAUCUGAGCUGACCUGUGUGUGGGGUGGGGCCUUCACCUAAGACCUCCGCAGCAGACCUGGACGGACAGGCCCCUCCCGCCUGUCCAUCGCUUUGGCUGCUAAUACAGCCCUGGCUGUGGAAUCCUUCACUGUCUCAGCGGGUAUCAGCCCCAGCCUGCCUUGUGCCAUCUCUCAGCUUGGCUCUCUGCUAGAGUCCCCCCAACCAUAUAUCAUAGAGUUGAAUCACAAUGAGACCGUUGGCUUUGAAUUUGAGUCAUUGGUUCCCAUGGUGAGAUGCUUGUUAAGACUUUAUACUUGGGUCAAUCUCUCACUUUAUUUUGUAGAACCAUUUGAAAUCCUAGGAUGUGCUUGUUCUGGAAGGAUGACAUGGGCCCAGACUGAACAAGUCAGCUUGAUGAUCUUAAAUGAUGGAAGUAUAGGACGUUGAUUAUUUUAAAACAAGGGAAGGACACAAAAUGCAAUGACUGCUUAGUCCUUUCUCGGAUACUCUUAAAACAAUUUUUUAUUGUUAAAUUUGUGGUAAUACAUGGUCACAACCGUGGAUCAAACAAGGUCAGUCUAAAGUGGCAGGUCCUAGGUGUGACCUGAUAACACCACCGUUUGUGGCAGCACCGGGCUGGACUGCCCUGAUCCCUGGGACGUGAGACUUAGCUUCCAGCCGGUGUGAAUCAUUGUAUCUGUCUCAUAAUCACAGCACAGCUGCAGACACAACAACGUGCAGCAUUUUUUACAUAAAAAUAUGGUAGAAUUAAUUUAUGACAUGGAAAUGCCUUACGUGGUAUCACACUUACUCUUGAAAAAAACACCAAGAUGACGUUUAAAAUUUUUAGUACGUAUCCUUAAAUUGGAGCUAAGUUAUACUUCUUUUAUAACCUUUUGGGCAUCUGGUCGAGAGGAGACAAGAUUUUCUCUGUUUACAAUGAUGCAAUAAAUACGUUUGCCACCUUU
Gorilla gorilla gorilla (western lowland gorilla) is the source of this 3603-nucleotide messenger RNA. RefSeq names its product torsin family 1 member B (gene TOR1B). Gene Ontology annotation, cellular component: endoplasmic reticulum lumen; nuclear envelope; endoplasmic reticulum. Bases 850 to 1860 code for a protein of 336 amino acids. NCBI's taxonomy places the organism in Eukaryota, Metazoa, Chordata, Mammalia, Primates, Hominidae. Gene Ontology annotation, biological process: protein localization to nucleus; nuclear membrane organization. The transcript is spliced from 5 exons. The record is from RefSeq and is a predicted model, not a curated record. Gene Ontology annotation, molecular function: kinesin binding; ATP hydrolysis activity; ATP binding.